Messenger RNA from Ceraceosorus guamensis, 597 nucleotides. RefSeq lists its product as hypothetical. The coding region runs from base 155 to 466 and encodes 103 amino acids. The record is from RefSeq and is a predicted model, not a curated record. NCBI's taxonomy places the organism in Eukaryota, Fungi, Basidiomycota, Exobasidiomycetes, Ceraceosorales, Ceraceosoraceae. The transcript has a single exon.
GAAACCGGAGCUCUCGGAGCCACCUGAUUCGCUACGCGCUGUGUGCUGGUGGAUGCUCCUCAAGCCUGACUGAACGACUGCCCGUUGUUUUGUGUGUGUGUGUGUCUUUCUCUCUCUCUCUCUCUCUCUCUCUCUCUGUGGCCUUGCAAUUGCAAUGAUAAUCGCGAAUGGGAAUGUUGUUGCACUCCUUUGCGCCGGUGCAGCAGCGACGGUCGAGGAACCGCUGAAUUGUUCUCACGAUACGCAGACAGCAAGCACGAGCCUCGAGCGUCAGGAAGACGAGGCACUCACCGCACAGCUCCGAGAGCCCGUCGCCACAACCGCGACCGGAGCGACGUUGAACGGAUGCAUCAGCAUCAGCAGACCGCAAAUACAGUCAGCAGUCAGUCACUCAGUCACGCUGAUAGUCGACGAUGCAGCUUUGGUCACGAGCGAUUUCGUGUUUCGCGUCGACGGCACUUUCUGAAUUCGCAGCAUUUUGAUUCACGAUUGUGAUCGCUGGUGAUUUGCUCAACGAACGAAUUCGCAACACGUCAAUUCGUCACAGCUAGACGGGCCGCAGCUCCAGAAUUCGCCGGCGGUGAAUGUUGUGUUGUU